This is a messenger RNA of Phytophthora infestans T30-4, 300 nucleotides long. RefSeq lists its product as uncharacterized. The transcript is spliced from 3 exons. NCBI's taxonomy places the organism in Eukaryota, Oomycota, Peronosporomycetes, Peronosporales, Peronosporaceae. The record is from RefSeq and is a predicted model, not a curated record. The coding region runs from base 1 to 300 and encodes 99 amino acids.
AUGGCUACGGCGUUGUUUGGGUUCAUCGCGGCCUUGCUGCUGCAUGUGGGCGUUGCCCAGGAGCCUGUCCCAAGCGAACCGCCAGGAUUCACUAUCGGUCGAGGUAGUGGAUCCGCCAAAGCGCUGGCGAACCACUACGAGCCCGAAGACCUCCGCGUCAAGGCUGUACUGUUCCCGCUACCGUUUCACCAACACGGUUUCACUGCAGCCGAAUCAGUGUUUACAAUUACGUCAGCUCUGGGUGACGACCAUUUUACGCCGUGGCUGGAAGUUCUGUACAAUAACCAAGAACGGAUUUAA